Molecule: messenger RNA, 1906 nt
Organism: Bombyx mandarina (wild silkworm)
Lineage: Eukaryota; Metazoa; Arthropoda; Insecta; Lepidoptera; Bombycidae
Product: solute carrier family 22 member 6
Biological process (GO): transmembrane transport
Cellular component (GO): membrane
Molecular function (GO): transmembrane transporter activity
Source: RefSeq, a predicted model, not a curated record
AUGGGGGAAAGUAGGAAAGGCAGUGUAUUUGAGAAGCAAAUUGAUCUGGACGAUGUGCUGGUCAACGAACUGGGUCAGUUCGGAAGGUUCCAGCUCAUGACCAUUUUCCUUGUGGCUGUGCCGUUGAUCAUGUCUGCGUUCAUGAGCGAGUUUAUCUUCUCUGCUGCUGCUAUUCCUCACAGAUGUCAAGUCCCAGAAUGCGGAGAGUAUAGCCAGCGCUCCUACUUCGAGCCCGAGUGGCUGCCAAAUGCCAUUCCUCACACCGACUCCGGGUUCGAGAGCUGUGAGCGGUUCGCGCCCGUCGGGGACGCCAAUGGAACCUUAGACUACUGCCCGGCGAAUAUCUUCCACACCAAUACUAUUCCAUGCGAAGGCUUCGUCUAUGCCAGGGAUAACUCUGUAGUGUACGAUUUCGACCUUGGUUGCCGAGAAUGGCUGCGAGCUCUGGCUGGCACUCUCAACAGCGUCGGGACUUUGUUGGUACUGCCCAUUACGGGAUACAUCUCGGAUAGGUUCGGGAGAAGAAUUGCUUUGGUCAUCAAUGUGUUCAAUUUGGCACUCUUUGGUCUGAUCAGAGCAUUCUCCGUUAACUAUCCCAUGUAUCUCGCCUUCCAAAUCUUGCAGACUACCUUGGGAGCUGGAACGUUCAGCUCUGCAUAUAUCUUUGCUGCCGAGUUCGUAGGUCCAAAGUAUCGCGUAGUGACCAGCGCAACGUGCACUUCCAUGUUUGCUGUGGGCCAAGUGGUUCUAGGCAGUGUGGCCUGGCUCAUACAGCCCUGGCGCUACUUGAUCAUGGCCCUACACAUCCCCUGCUUCCUGAUCAUUUCAUACUACUGGGUCCUAUCGGAGAGUGUGAGGUGGCUACUCUCGAAGAGAAAGUUCGAUGACGCCCGACAAGUCUUAGAAAGAGUUGCGAGAAUAAACAAGAAGGAGAUUAGUGAAAAGUCUUUGAACGCUCUGCUGAAUCCUCCACAGCCUCUUAUAACUGAAUCUACAGAAGAUCAAGGACCUGGUUUGAUCAAGUCUAUAAUAAAAUCUCCUGUCCUACUCCGUCGUGUGUGCACAACUCCGAUCUGGUGGAUCACCACGACCUUCGUGUACUACGGCCUGUCCAUCAACUCUACCAGCUUAUCGGACACCAUGUACUUGAACUACAUCCUAACCUGUGGCAUCGAGGUGCCCGGCUUCUACACAGCGGUGCUGGUCCUGGACAGGGUCGGCAGAAAGCCGACUCUUUGUGUUGGUUUCAUAUUCAGCGCUAUCUGUAACAUCGCUUUUGCGUUUAUCCCUGAUGAUUACACUGUCGUUCGACUAGUGAUUUUCUUGGCUGGAAAAUUCGGUAUCUCCAUGGUGUUCACAUCCCUGUACCUGUUCACGUCCGAGCUGUACCCCACGCAGUACAGACACAGCCUGCUCGCAUUCUCGUCCAUGAUCGGGCGCAUCGGAUCCAUCACUGCUCCACUCACUCCUGUCUUGAUGCAGUAUUGGGCCGGUAUUCCCUCCAUGAUGUUUGGAGCCAUGGGAUUCCUCUCUGGUAUCCUUGUCCUCACGCAGCCAGAGACUCUAGGUACUAAGAUGCCUGACACCUUAGCGGAAGCAGAAGCCCUAGGCAGACCAGAGUCCCAAGCUCAAAAAGAAUAGAUCUUAGCACGACAAGCCUUUAAUUAAGUUAUUUUAAGUUUGUAAUGUUACAGAAAUAUUAAGUUAGCGAGCCAUUAAAUAUUUAUUAUAUAAAUGUAUAAUUAUGGAGACCGAACCGAUUUAAGCUCCGAUUGAAACUAGCUGACUGAGAUUAAAUGGAUUUUAUAAGAAUUCUUUUUUUUCUAAGAAACAAAGUUCAAAUACAUUGAAUAAGUCGCUUUUCCUUGAAAGCUUGUUCCACUGUAUAGCAGCCGCCUAGGUUAGA